AGCAGCAGGGGGCGCUGUGGUGCUAGUAUGAGCUUUUGUGGAAGAAGUCGUGAGUGACGCGGUGGUGUCACACUGCGCAGAUGCGCGUCCCGCGGCUAGAAGCAGGAGCGGAACUCGAACGGACUCGCAGAAACAGACUGGGAAACGACGCGCCAGAGCGGAGGAGAAAAGUGCGCCAGACCGCCAAGGCCUGCGACACGGCGGUAACCAUGGUGGGUGAACGCUGCAAUGGAAACCUGCUGGUCCAACUGGGCCCCCGGCUUCAGGCGUACCCAGAGGAGCUGAUUCGUCAGCGCCGCAACCACGACGGCCAGACGGAGUACCUGAUUCGCUGGAGCCUGGUCUCCACGGAUAAUGGUUCCAGCUCGGGCGGCGGCGUUGGCGAGGUGGGUGGGACGGGCAACAGCAGCUCUGCCGUGGGUGGGUCCGGCAGCUCCGCCUCUGGAGAAACCAAGCCGGAAAACAUCCUGAUGUGGAUGUCCACGGAGGACGUCUACGCCAACUGCCCCACCCUCCUGGGCAAAAGGAAGACGGAUUCACAGCGCCCCCAGCAGCAGGAGCAUCAGCAGGGCGGCGCGCUGGCGGACGGAGGCCAGAGCAGCGAGGGCGGGUUCCCAGCAGACGUGACCUUCGAUGAGGUGGAGCUGUCCGACAUGGAGGAGGACGUGAAGAACCUGGUAUGCCGGGCCAGGAAGCAGAUGGCCAAGAAGAGCGACUUCUCCAUCAACAUCAUGCACACCAUCCACGUGCUGAGCGCCUACGCCAGCAUCGGCUCGCUCGUCGGCGUCUUCAAGGAGACCGGUGCCCUCAACCUGCUGAUGGAGCUGCUCUGCAACAAGGAGACGCAGACGCGCCGCAGCGCUGGCAAGAUGCUGCGGGCGCUCGCUUCACAUGAUGCGGGCAGCCGGGCCUACGUGCUGCUGUCGCUCAGCCAGCAGGACGGCAUCGAGCAGCACAUGGACUUUGACAACCGCUUCACUCUGCUGGAGCUGUUCGCUGAAACCACGUCGUCUGAGGAGCACGGCAUCUCCUUUGAGGGGGUGCACCUGCCUCAGAUCCCUGGGAAGUUGCUCUUCUCCUUGGUGAAGCGUUACCUGUGCGUUACGUCCCUGAUGGACAAACUCAACACGGCUGGAACCGAGUCCAGCUCCGACAGGCAGGACCCCAGCCCCUCCCCCGCCACCUCCUCCACCUCUGUCCACCAGAUGGACCACGUCCGCCUCCAGAAAGAGUUCGACUUCACCAUGGCCAUGGCCAAUUUGAUCUCGGAGCUGGUCCGAGUGAUGGGCUGGGACCGCAACAGGCAGCCUCCAGAUGGCUCCGCCCACCAGUCUGUGGGAGGGGAGGCCUGUGCGAGGAAGGAGGAGCUUGAGAAUCUGUGCCGGCCCGUCCUUCGAUCAAUCUUCCAGCCUCGGUUCUGCACCUCGCCCAUCACGCUGGGCACCAGCUCCCCCGCCGCUGCGCCCGCCGCCACACCUUCCAAGAAAAAGGUGGGAAACGGCUUCAAAACGCGCUCCGACUUUGCCAGCCGCUCGGCGUACGUGGAGUACGUCCAGGACAACCUGAAGAGCGGCAUGAUGGUUCGCAUGCUGGAGGACUACGAGGAGGUCAGCGGUGGAGAUGAAGGAGAGUUUCGCUACAGCAAUGAUGGAUCUCCACCUGUGCAGGUUUUCUGGAACUCUCUGUCCCGGACGUACUGGGUCCACUGGCACAUGGUGGAGAUCCUGGGCAGCGGCAGCGGCGGCAGCCAGACGGAGAAGGAGACGCAGGAGAAAGCCUCCUCCCUGACCGAGACCCUCAAACUGACCACCGUGAGUCAGACCUUCUUCACCAAGCCGCCGGGCGGCCUCUACUCGCUGCCGUACUUGUCGGAGGGACACCAGAUGGAGACGACGGCUCUGAGCAGAGCGGAGUGGUGGGAGAUCCUGUUCUUUAUCAAGAAGCUGGAGCCCAAGCAGCAGCAGGAGGUGAACGCCCUCCUGCUGCAGAACCUGGACGACCAGGAGGAGCCUCUAGACGACUCCUCCCUCAUCAGCCUGGCGGUUCCCGGAGACACGGCCAAAAAGGUGCUGCACUACCUGAAGCAGAAGCUCCCGUCGUCGUGCCUCAGCGACCUGCUGUGCUCGCACGCCUUCUCCAAGCACUACCUGAAGAGAGGGGGGGGCAGCCUGGAUGACGAGGAGCUGCUGGCUGAAGGCUCUCUGGCUUCUUCAGCUCUGGGGGGAGUUGGAGGAGCGUCUCAGAGUUCAUCAGCCUUCACUUCCUCUUCCUCAGCGAUGGGCUCCGUCUCCAAAAAGGCCAAGAAGGAGCUUCCCGCCGACUCCAGCGGCUCCGAGACGGAGAGCGAGUUUCCCUCCGAGGACGACAGCAAGUACCCGGACGACCUGGAGGACAAGAUGAAGGUGUUCAACAACCCGCGGGUGCAGGGGAAGAAAAACCUUCUGGAGAAGCUGGGCGAGGUGGUGGACAUCCUGAAGAAGGGGCUGUCCGCCUCGGAGCAGAACCAGCAGCUGGCCGCCGUCCUCUUCGUCACCAGACUGCUGGAGGACAAGAGCACCCAGGAGAAGAACUCCAACCGGAGCGACUCCGCCCAGAGCACGCGGGACAAAGUGCUGAAGCUUCUGGUGGAGCUUCUGGGCUCCCCCUCCAAAGACGUGGUGGUCAGCACGCUGCGCCUCACUCACCUGCUCAUGCUGAAGUACGAGUGGAGGGUUUGCUUCGCCACCGAGGGCGGCGUGAAGGCCAUCCUGGCCUGCAUGCAGGAGUUCCUGUCGGUCCCGCAUGUGCAGCAGCUGGCUCUGGCGACUCUGAAGGUCAUCACCGGAGCCAGCAAACACGACCUGCGCAGCAUGGGCAGCAGCCUGCCGCUGUCCGAGUCCGGCACACAGAUGAUGCUGGAGAUCUUCGCCAGCAUCGGCUCAGCCACGCCUGAAGGCUCCUCCGGCCUGCUGGGCGUCAUCCCCGCCGCCGUCGACCUCAUGCUCAGCACCAAAGGCUGCACGCUGUCGGUGCGCAACGGGCUGCUGGUCAUCAUCAUGCUCAUCUCCAACCACAAGAGCCUGGCUGAGCAGCUGGUGGCCUGCGGCGUCACCGCCGUCCUCAAAAAGUGUCUGUCGCUGUCCCGGGCCGAGACCAUGCUGGCCAUCAUCGCCCUGAACCACAUCUCCAUGGUGCACAAGCUGGAGAGCAAAGAGUCCUGCGAACAGCUGGACUUGAAGGACACAGAGCUCCACAUGUUGUUGGUGAGCCUGAAGGAGCUGACGCCAACCAAGGAGGUGAUCCAAACUCUGGAGCAGCUGCUGUGUGAUGACUCCUCCCAGCUGGAGCAGGAGCGUUACCAGGUGACCCAGAGCCGGGACACCUACCAGGACCUGGUCCGGCUGAUGGAGCAGCAUCGAGCCGACCGGGCCAUCCAGCUGUCCAUCCUAAGGAUCCUGGACAAGUUCCUGGAUAACUACCAGGAGGACGUGCUGCCGUGGCACGAGAGCAUCGAGCCGUGCCUGUCCAGCAUGACGGCCUUCAUCAACGACAGAGAGGUGGUGCAGCUCUUCAUCCGCUUCCUGUACCUGCUGGCGUCGGUGAACAAAGACUACGCCGUGGUCAUGUGUCGUCUGGGCACCAGAGAUUCUCUGGUGAAGGCUUUGGACAAACACAGCACCAACCUGCUGCUGGUCACCGAGCUCAGAGACCUCAUCAGCGACUGCGAGAAGUACGCCAGCCUCUACAAGAAGAUGACCACCAGCGUGCUGGCCGGAUGCAUCCAGAUGGUGCUGGGUCAGAUUGAGGAGCAUCGCCGCAGUCACCAGCCCAUCAACAUCCCCUUCUUUGACGUGUUUCUCAGAAACCUUUGCCAGGGCUCCAGCGUGGAGCUGAAGGAGGACAAGUGCUGGGAGAAGGUGGAGGUGUCGUCCAACCACCACAGAGCCAACAAACUCACCGACAAAAACCCCAAAACCUACUGGGAGUCCAACGGCUGCACCGGCUCGCACUUCAUCAACGUCUACAUGCACAAAGGCGUCAUCAUCCGACAACUCGCCAUCUUGGUGGCCAGUGAAGACUCCAGCUACAUGCCGGCCCGGAUCCUGGUUCUGGGUGGAGAUGACCCGACUAACAUCAACACGGAGCUCAACACUGUGAACGUGGCUCCCACAGCCAGCCGUGUGGUUCUGCUGGAGAACAUGACCCGGUUCUGGUCCAUCAUUCAGAUCCGGGUCAAGCGAUGCCAGCAGGGGGGCAUCGACACCCGGGUCCACGGCUUCGAGGUUCUGGGUCCAAUGCCGACGUUUUGGCCCGUGUUUAAGGAGCAGCUGUGCUGUCGGACCUACCUGUUCUACAGCACCAAAGCCAACACCUGGUGUCAGGAGGUGAUGGAGGACCGGACGCAGCUGCUGCAGCUCUUCAACAAGUUGAACAGCGCUCUGAGGCACGAGCAGAUGUUUGCAGAUCGGUUCCUGCCCGACGUCGAGGCCGCGGAAGCUCUGGGCCGGACCUGCUGGGAGGCUCUGAUCACCCCCAUUGUGAAGAGCAUCACUCAGUCAGAAUCCUCAGCGUGCAGCCCUCUGUCCUGGCUGCUCAGCGAGUACCUGGAUAACGCUGAGCUGGUCCAGCGCUUCAAGAGUCGGGCGGCCAUCUUUAACUCCAGAGUGCGGCGGCUCACGCACCUGCUGGUCCACGUGGACACGAGCCAGCCGGACGGCGAGGAGCUGAAGCCGCCGGUCAAGUCCAAAGGUCUGAACAGGAGCAAAGAGCUGAAGAAUGGAAAGGAAGGGAAGAACAGAGACACGGCCGCCGCCGCGUCUUCGUCGUCGUCUUCCUCAGCCAAACCCAAAGCGAAGAGCAGCAGCAGCAUUGCCGGCAUCGCCCACUGCUGGCAGGGGGUGGUACAGCGCCAGGUAAAGAAGUUCCUGGAGUCAAACUUCAACCAGCCAGACUUCGUGGAGCGGUACCGGGUUCUGUACCGGCGUUUGAAGAACGCCAUGGAGGAGCUGUUCGGGCAGCAGACCGCCUUCGUCCUGGCGCUGUGGCACGGCUUCUCUGCGGCGCUGCUGCAGCUGUCCAUCCUCCGGGCCAUGCACGUGAGCGAGCGCUUCGCUCAGUACAUCGAUCAGACCAUCCAGGCCAGCGGCGCGGCGGCCAGCGGCACGGAGACGCUGGAGCGGCUGCAGCAGUUCCUGGAGCCCAUGCUCUUCCUGUCCGGCCUGGAGCUCGCCAACACCUUCGAGCACUUCUACAGGUACUACCUGGGAGACCGGCUGCUGGCUCGGGGAACCACGUGGUUGGAGAGCGCCGUCAUCGAGCAGAUCGGCAGCUGCUUUCCCAGCCGCUUCCCGCAGCAGAUGGUCAAGAACCUGAGCGAGUCGGCCGAGCUGCAGCAGGAGUUCCACCUGUACCGGCUGCAGCAGCUGGACCAGCGCCUGCAGGAGACGGACCAGGACAUGGAGGAGGAAUGGGAGGAGCUGGAGGAGGAUGCCCAGGUCCAGGUUCUGGUUCUGUCUCCCCGCUGCUGGGCCGUGUCCUCUCUCUGCUUACUGGACGAGCCAGGAAAACACUUUCCCGCCCAGCUGUGCUCCUACCUGAACCACUUCACCCAGUUCUACACCCACAGUCAGUCCAUGUGCGGCCUGAGCCCGUCCCGGCCCCGGCGUCUGCAGUGGACGUGGCUGGGUCACGCCGAGCUGCAGUUCGGCUGCUGGACGCUGCACGUGUCCACGCUGCAGAUGUUUGUGCUGCUGCAGUUCAACCACCUGCAGGAGCUUUCCGUGGAGUCUCUGCUGCAGCAGACCGCUCUCUCUCCGGAGGUUCUCCUCCACGCUCUGCAGCCGCUCCUCGGCGAAGCCGGUCCUCUGACCUGCAGCCAGCCGGAGCAGCCGUGCUCAGGUGUGCUGACACUGAACCAGCAGGCGGCCUCCCUCAGCCUGAGUGGCGCCCCGGCUCAGCUGCACCUGCUGCCGCGGCAGACGUACCUGAACGUGGACGAGGAAGCCGCCAGCACCCUGGAGAGGAAGAGGAACUUCAUCUACUGCCUGAUCGUGAGGAUCAUGAAGCAGGAGAAGGAGAUGCACAUCGACAACCUGGUCUUCAAGGUUCUGGACUCCUGUCAGAAGCAGGACUUGUCUGCCGGCGCCGGCCGGUUCAGCUGCAGCACAGGCGACGUCCUCUCCUGCAUCAUGCACGUCAUCAAUAAAGGCUGCGUGCGCCGCGGCGAGGAGAACCCGCACAUUGUGGAGUACGUCCCGGAGGACCCGUCUACGCCGCAGAAAGGCCACGCCCAGUUCUCCUUCAGCCACACCAACGCGGGGAAGGAGGCAGCCCCAGACGGCGUGGCCGACAUCAGUCUGGUUCCGGCGCCGCAGCGCUUUGAGGACGGCGUUCUGGACGCGGUUCUGUUCUCGAUGGGCCGGACCAUGACUCAGGAGGAGGUCCGUCAGCUGAUGCGGCGGACGGUGCAGCAGGUGUCGGUCACUCUGAGUCUGGACCUGGACCGGGCCGAGCACCUCCUCAUCCACUGUAAGUGGAACGUGGACCUGCUGGUCCAGCGCUACACAGACGACCCAGACGCCCUCAUUACCGCCGCCGGCCUCAAGUGCCGGAACCCGCAGCCGCCGCUGAGCCCGGCCGCCACCUGCCCCGUCUGCCUGAGCCCGCGGACUGCCAGCGUGGAGCCGGUGCCGUCGCUCAGCUGCCUGCACUACUGCUGCCGGUCCUGCUGGCAGGAGUACCUGACGGCCCGGAUCGAGCAGAACCUGGUCAUGAACUGCAACUGCCCCAUCACGGACUGCCAGGCCCAGCCCACCUCCCACUUUUUCCUCAGCAUCCUCACCGACAAGGACACGGUCGCCAAGUACGAGAACGCCCUGCUGCGCGGCUACGUGGAGUGCUGCUCCAACCUGACGUGGUGCACCAACCCCCAGGGCUGCGACCAGAUCCUCUGCAAGGAGAACAUGGGCAGCACCGGAACCUGCUCCAAGUGCUGCUGGUCCUCCUGCUUCAGCUGCAACUUCCCUGAGGCUCACUACCCAGCCAGCUGCAGUCACAUGUCCCAGUGGAUGGACGACGGCGGCUUCUACGAGGGCAUGAGCAUGGAGGCGCAGAGCAAACACCUCGCCAAGCUGAUCUCCAAACGCUGCCCGAGCUGCCAGGCGCAGAUCGAGAAGAACGAGGGCUGCCUGCACAUGACCUGUGCCAAGUGUAACCACGGUUUCUGCUGGCGCUGCCUUAAACCCUGGAAACCCACUCACAAAGAUUACUACAACUGCUCUGCCAUGGUCAGUAAAGCUGCACGGCAGGAGAAGAAGUUCCAGGACUACAACGAGCGCUGCAGCUUCCACCAUCAGGCUAAGGAUUUUGCGGUGGGUCUGGAGAACAAAGUGUCGUCCAUCAACGAAGCUUUGCAGAUGAAGUCGCUCACCUUCGUCAUCGAUGCCUGUAAAGUCCUGGCUCAGGCCAGAAAGGUGCUGGCCUACUCCUGUGUCUACAGCUACUACAACCAGGAGACGGAGAAGAUGGAUGUGAUGGAGCAGCAGACGGAGGCUCUGGACCUGCACACCAACGCUCUGCAGAUCCUGCUGGAGGAGACGCUGCUGCAGUGCACCGACCUGGCCUCGUGCGUCCGCCUGCUGAAACCAGAACACCUCAACACUGGACUGGAGCUGAUCCGGCGAAUCCAAGAGCGUCUGCUCGCCAUCCUGCAACACUCCACGCAGGACUUCCGGGUCGGGUUUCAGUCCAGGAGCAGCCAGGAGGCGGACCUGGCUCAGGCGUCGCAGCUGUCCAACCACGCAGACGCAAACAAAGCGUCCAAGUCGGACCGAGCCUCAGACUCCGGAGACUCCGACAACAACAACUACACCGGAGAGGAUGGCGGCGAGGAGGCGGAGGACGAGGACGACGAAUACGAUGAAGAGUACGUGCCCGGGUGGCACGAAGACUACGACGAGGAAGACAUUUCCGAGGACGACUUCUUCUCCGACGACUCGGAGAACCUGGAGCCGAACUACUGCCCCUUCGACUGAGGCGGAGCCCGACUUGAAGAUGCCCCAAGUUUGGGGGAAAGCGGCGAGGACUAAACCCCGCCCCCUCUUUGAUCGCAGGAACGUCUUCCUUCACUGUCACAACGCAGCACCUGCUUCACCUGUUUUUUCCUUUUAGUUGAAGGACGGGAGAGGACAAGGGACAAAAGUGUUCUGAGUUUCUAAAGCUGUCCCCGUUUGUCCUGAGUUAAUGGGCCCGGUUCUUCCUGGCCUGAAAUGGGUUUCGUACGGGUCAGAACCAGUUACAUUUGCAAGACCCGUUUGGAGGCGGUGCUCGUCAGUUUAUUAGUCACAAUUUCAUGAAAAAACGAUCAGAAUGCCAACACGCACACGUGCACGCUCAUGUUCAGCUAACUGCACGGUUCUGUGCACGUGUCCCCAACCGGUCCAAACGAGCCGGAGCCUCUGAGCCCAAAAGCAAACCGGUUUCAUGCCUGGUUCUUGUCUCGUUCUCAUUCUGGAUUAGCUGGAGCAGGAUUUCCUGAGGAGGAUCUGGAUCCUCAGAGCGGCUCUGAUCCGGUCUGUUCUGUUGCCCCCCCUAAAGUGAUGGAGGAUGGUGGGGCGGUCCGCAGCCUCGCGUUCUGCCGGGUUCUGGUUUGUGAAGGACGCCUGGGGAUGGGUCGGAGCGCACAGAGCUCUGCUCUGAGCUCUUCCCCCGUUUGAGGAGGCGGAUGUUUCUAUGCACCUGCAGGACCGGAUGGACGCCCCGGUUCUGUCAGGACCGGUUUCUCGGUUCGUCGUGGAGUUGAAGCUCCAGCUUCCCGCUCUACUGUAAUUUCCUUUAUUCAUAUGGUUGAUGUUCUCCCAUGUUUCUGGUUUCUUUGCUGCAGUCGAGCGACUCCAGCCGCAGAGUUAAAUAAAAGCUUUUUCCGUGA
Oryzias melastigma (Indian medaka) is the source of this 8905-nucleotide messenger RNA. It is a transcript of the gene cul9, whose product is annotated as cullin-9. The coding region runs from base 81 to 8012 and encodes 2643 amino acids. Gene Ontology annotation, molecular function: zinc ion binding; ubiquitin protein ligase binding. The transcript has 45 exons. NCBI's taxonomy places the organism in Eukaryota, Metazoa, Chordata, Actinopteri, Beloniformes, Adrianichthyidae. The record is from RefSeq and is a predicted model, not a curated record. Gene Ontology annotation, biological process: ubiquitin-dependent protein catabolic process.